GAACAGCUACCGUACAUUGAAGUAAAAAAUACUAAAAAAUAGUAAAAGGAUUUUAGAAAAAUAAUAAAGAUAUUUGAAAAUUGCAGAUUUAAACAUGUAUACUUGAAAUCAUCACGUAAAAAUAACAAAUAAACGCCUAGGUGGAAUGUCAUACAAAACGGUAAAUACGGCUUAACAUGUCGAUUUCAAUGUUGUGAUUUGACCAACGAUAUAAUGUUCAAUGUUGAAUGCUUACCAAGGUUAUGAAAAAACAAUAGAUUAUAUAAUGAAAACUACUUUGUGUCUCAAAAAGAAAAAAAAUAGAUGACAAUAAACAAAAUGUUCAAACGAAAUUCAAUUUAUCAUGCUUCCAUGUUUUUGAUGCAUCAGACGAAGCUCUGCAAUAAGUGUAUGAGAUUAUUAUCAUCUCAGACUCACGCACAGCACUUCGUAAACGAUGGACCUUGGCAAGCAUACACUCAGAAAGUGAGCAGCAAGGCAUUAAGCAAAGAUCCUCAUCAAGAACGUGUAGUGCAACAUCUGCAAAAAGUAUAUCAAGAGAUUAGUAAUUAUGAGAGGCCCAUAAUACAAGAACAAAACAUAGGAUCGUUUUUUAAUUUCUUCAAGAAGCCAGACCCAAUAAAGAUUGAUGCUCCCAAAGGUGUUUACAUCUGGGGUAGUGUUGGGGGUGGUAAAACAAUGUUAAUGGAUUUGUUUUAUGAUACUGUGCCAAUUAAAGAAAAGCUCAGAGUUCAUUUUAAUUCAUUUAUGUUAAACAUCCAUGCAAGAAUUCAUGAGUUAAAAAUUAAAUCUGGAAAGGGGGCCAGUUCGUUCCGUGAUGAAGGUUCUAAACCAUUUGAUCCUAUACCUCCUGUUGCUGCUGAUAUAACACAGGAAUCUUGGCUCAUUUGCUUUGAUGAAUUCCAAGUGACUGAUAUCGGAGAUGCAAUGAUUCUAAAACGUUUGUUUACUCAGCUCUUUGACAAUGGGUGUGUUGUAGUAGCUACAAGCAAUAGAAAGCCAGAUGAUUUGUAUAAAAAUGGUCUACAAAGAUCAAAUUUCUUGCCAUUCAUACCAGUUUUAAAAACACAUUGUGAUGUUCUACAGUUGGAUUCUGGUAUUGAUUAUAGACUACGUGGAAGUGGUACCAAGUACAGUAAAUAUUUUUUGAAUAGUCAAAUAUCACCUCAAAAUGAUCCAGUCAAUAAUUUAUUUAAGUUUCUAGUAUCAAAGGAGACUGACACUGUGCGGCCUAGAAUUAUUAAUAUCUUUGGUAGAAAUGUUAAGUUUGCUAAAUCCUGUGGAGGGGUUCUUGAUUCUACUUUUGAAGAGUUGUGCGAUAGACCACUCGGUGCUAGCGAUUAUUUAGUGAUAUCAAAAACCUUUCAUACUGUGUUCAUUAGGAAUCUACCUCAAUUAUCUAUUUCGAAACAUAGAUCGCAAUUGAGAAGAUUCAUUACACUAAUUGAUACUUUGUAUGAUAACAGAGUGAGGGUUGUAAUUGCUGCUGAUAGCGAACCAAAAAAUCUCAUGAAAUUAGAUGAAACUGAAUUUGGUGAUGCAGACAGAGCACUUAUGGAUGACUUGAAAAUUACUAAAGACUCUGAAGAUGCCAAAGCUACUAUAUUUACGGGUGAAGAAGAAAUGUUUGCAUGUGAUCGAUGUCUUUCACGUAUAAUGGAAAUGCAAACCGACGAAUAUUGGGAGAAAUGGGGAACACAUAUAAACUAACCAAAAUUUACUUCAAUAUCAUUAGCAAUGUUUUUCGGUUACAUAUUUAAAAAUAAAUAAAAAUGCUAGUACUUACCUGCUAUAGGAAUAUAUGAUUAUUUGCAAACGCCAGUAUUAGUCUACAAAUAAAUUAUUGUAUAUUAUUAUAUAUCUAAUUAGUGAAUUUUAUUAGUAUUUAAAGAAAAUGUGCAUGCUUUAAGUUGUAAUAGUAAUCAUUCUCAGAGUUUCUAUUUUUUUAAACUUAUUUAUUUUACGGAAAUAUUUUUGAAAAUAAAUUAA
Molecule: messenger RNA, 1989 nt
Organism: Bombyx mandarina (wild silkworm)
Lineage: Eukaryota; Metazoa; Arthropoda; Insecta; Lepidoptera; Bombycidae
Product: putative ATPase N2B
Cellular component (GO): cytoplasm; mitochondrion
Molecular function (GO): ATP hydrolysis activity; ATP binding
Source: RefSeq, a predicted model, not a curated record